This is a messenger RNA of Phascolarctos cinereus (koala), 7051 nucleotides long. RefSeq names its product mbt domain containing 1 (gene MBTD1). Gene Ontology annotation, molecular function: chromatin binding; zinc ion binding. Gene Ontology annotation, cellular component: nucleus. NCBI's taxonomy places the organism in Eukaryota, Metazoa, Chordata, Mammalia, Diprotodontia, Phascolarctidae. Gene Ontology annotation, biological process: negative regulation of DNA-templated transcription. The record is from RefSeq and is a predicted model, not a curated record.
GGGUCUAGUACGGGAAGGGAGGGAGGGCAAGGGGGAAGUGGGCCAAUCGGGCCACGGGUCACGGCGCAGGCGCGCUCGGCAGGGAGGGCUAUGUUAAUGUUGUUGAUAUCUUGGGGCCACCCGAGUUAAAAGAGGUAGGGGUAAAAUCUUGGGGUCACCGGAGCUGCCACGACGAGUCUGGGUUGAGGCGGGAGCCCUCCUGCAGCUGCUGCCCCAGGGAGAGGCGCCAGCCCCCGCCGCGGUGAGGGGGCUCGGUGGACCUGGGGAGCACAGCCCGCCUCUGCCCAUGAGGCCCUGAUGGAAAACACAAAGGAUCUGACUGAGCAUUCUACACAUUCCGAAAGGAAGCGGCGAGAUUCAUUCGGGAUGUUUGACGGUUAUGAUAGCUGCAGUGAGGACACCAGUAGCAGCUCCAGCUCUGAUGAAAGUGAAGAAGAAGUUGCUCCCUUACCCUCUAGUCUCCCGAUUAUUAAGAAUAAUGGACAAGUCUACACGUAUCCAGAUGGUAAAUCUGGCAUGGCCACAUGUGAGAUGUGCGGAAUGGUUGGAGUACGAGAUGCUUUUUAUUCUAAAACAAAGCGUUUCUGCAGUGUUUCAUGUUCAAGAAGUUACUCCUCAAACUCCAAGAAGGCAAGCAUUUUGGCAAGACUUCAGGUAACGGGUAAACCUCCCACUAAGAAAGCAAAAGUUCUUCAGAAGCAGCCUUUGGUGGCGAAGCUAGCGGCUUAUGCCCAGUACCAAGCCACCCUACAGAGCCAGGCCAAGACAAAGUCAGCAGUCUCGUUGGAAGGCUUCAGCUGGGGUAAUUACAUCAACAGCAAUAGCUUUAUAGCUGCUCCAGUGACCUGUUUUAAGCAUGCACCCAUGGGGACCUGCUGGGGUGAUAUCUCAGAAAAUGUGAGGGUGGAAGUUCCCAAUACAGACUGCAGCCUACCUACCAAAGUCUUCUGGAUAGCUGGAAUUGUGAAAUUAGCAGGUUAUAAUGCCCUUUUAAGAUAUGAAGGGUUUGAAAGUGACUCCAGCCUAGACUUUUGGUGCAACAUAUGUGGGUCUGAUAUCCAUCCAGUUGGUUGGUGUGCAGCCAGUGGGAAACCUCUUGUUCCUCCUCGGACCAUUCAACACAAGUACACAAACUGGAAAGCUUUUCUAGUCAAACGACUUACUGGUGCCAAAACACUUCCCCCUGACUUCUCUCAAAAGGUGUCAGAAAGUAUGCAGUAUCCUUUCAAGCCUUCCAUGAGGGUAGAAGUGGUUGAUAAGACACAUCUGUGUCGAACACGGGUCGCAAUUGUCGAAAGUGUAAUUGGAGGAAGAUUAAGAUUAGUGUAUGAAGAAAGUGAAGACAAAACAGAUGACUUCUGGUGCCACAUGUAUAGUCCAUUGAUUCAUCAUAUUGGUUGGUCUCGAAGUAUAGGUCAUAGAUUCAAAAGAUCUGAUAUUACUAAGAAACAGGAUGGACAUUUUGAUACACCACCACAUUUAUUUGCUAAGGUAAAAGAAGUAGACCAGAGUGGGGAAUGGUACAAGGAAGGAAUGAAAUUGGAAGCUAUAGAUCCUCUAAAUCUAUCUGCAAUAUGUGUUGCAACCAUUAGAAAGGUGCUAGCAGAUGGAUUCCUUAUGAUUGGGAUUGAUGGAUCAGAAGCAGCAGAUGGAUCUGACUGGUUUUGUUAUCAUGCAACCUCCCCUUCUAUUUUCCCUGUUGGUUUCUGUGAAAUUAACAUGAUUGAAUUAACUCCACCCAGAGGUUAUACAAAACUUCCUUUCAAAUGGUUUGACUACCUCAGGGAAACUGGCUCCAUAGCAGCACCAGUCAAGUUGUUUAAUAAGGAUGUUCCAAAUCAUGGCUUUCGUGUAGGAAUGAAAUUAGAAGCUGUAGACCUCAUGGAACCACGCUUAGUGUGUGUAGCCACAGUAACUCGAAUUAUUCAUCGUCUGUUGAGGAUCCAUUUUGAUGGUUGGGAAGAAGAGUAUGAUCAGUGGGUAGACUGUGAGUCCCCUGACCUCUAUCCUGUUGGAUGGUGCCAAUUAACUGGAUAUCAGCUGCAGCCUCCAGCACCACAGACAUCAAGAGAGAGCCAGUCAGGUUCAUCGAAGCAGAAGAAGAAGGCUAAGUCACAGCAAUACAAAGGACACAAGAAAAAAAGGAAGAUGCCAGUUGGGAAGAAGCCUGUCAGUUUGUCGAGCCUGCCCAUGACAGGCGGGGUGCGGAGGAGCCUCUCUGGUGACGAAGAGUUGACUCCUCCUCCAUAUCGAACCCUUCCAGCACAGACAGCCCCGGAGGCCUUCCCACCUCCCAGCACUAGCCGAGAGUUCAGUCCCAGCCUCAAAACAGGUAAUUAGUCACAUCAGCACCUCAGGUACUGCAGAUGGUAAUUUUACUGGGUAGGGUGGUGGGAGACAAAGCAUGGUCUGGCAUGAAAGAUGCUGACUCAUUAAUUUUUUUUUUCUUUUCAAUUAAGAAAUUCAUUUUCAUUAGUGCUUGGUAGUUAUUUCACUAGAUAAAUCAUAUGGAAAGGAUUUUUGUUUUGUUUUAACCACUUUAGAGCUUUAGAUCAGUGUAGAGCCACAAUGUCAAAUAAUUAAACUAAAAGAUAACCAGGAUUUUUUAAUGUAAUUAUACUUUAUAGUUUCAUUCAAAAACUACAGAACAUUUUACAUUGUGGAUUUCUGUUGGAUUCGAAUUCCUGCAAAAGUGGGAUGUAUUAAAAAAUAUCUGAUUACCCAAGGCCAAAGGUAAAGAUUCAUUUAACAAACCCAUAGCAUUUCAUAACAUCACAUUGACUGGGAAAGGAGCUCUCUCAUGAGACUGGAGUGUAUUUUUGGUGCUGAUAAUAGUUUAGACCAGUGAGAAAGAACUGUCAGACUUGGAGGAGAGAUGGUAUUUUCAAAGUCAGCUUUGAAGUUGACUGCUGAACUUAGCUAUAUUGCAUUUCUGUAAUUGUAUAUCUUUGUGCCUUCACAAGCUCCAGCAGUUAAAUAAGUACAUGGCAUUUGGUACGAGUUUAAUUCUUAUAGGCCAAGAUCAUGCCUAAAGCAUGUAAGCUUUAAAGGAUGUAAAGCUUGGAGGAUAAGUGCUGAGAAGGUUUGUCUUUCCUUUAAUUGGUAAGACCUGACACAAGGUAAUUAUUGAGUACUGAAGAAUGAGUUGCCUUAACGAAAUAUGAUGGAAUUGAGUCUUAUAAGUCUAGGUUAGAUGCUCAAAAUCCAGAUAUUUGGUUAGAUUGGAAUCUGUACAUCUAUGCAGUUAUGUUUAGACUACAAUACUUUGUACUUAUUUUAAAUAUCACUUCUCUGCUGAGAGCCUAGAUGUAUGGGACUUAGUACCUGGCUCUGAAUCCUUUUCAUUCCUUAUUUUGCUAACAUUUGUGGAAAUGAAAACUUCGGUGGCAUUUGCCUUACUAUAAACAUCCCAAAUGUUUUUUGUAGAAUAGGCAUGCAUCUCAUCCCACUUCCAUUGUUUGUAUAGUUUCCUUUUCAUUCCCUCUAAAAAUUAGAACAAGAUUUUCUUGCCAUUUAGAAGAAUUUCUGUGGCCUACUUUGCAUCCAUGAGAACUUUAAGUCCAGCAUUAUCUGUCUUGCCUAGCAGAAGAGGAAGCCUUCUAAAUGUCGUUCUAUUGUGUUUUUGACAUUUUAGGCCCACUAGCUCCCUAAAGUUAUUUGUUUUGUGAUACAUUAUUAGUAUCCGGAAUGGUCUUUGACCUUGUAAGUUUGAAGCUUUUUUGAAAAUAAUUAGCAUUUUGAGAGUUUUUUUUUUAAACACUGAUGAUUUUCCCUAUCUGUCUCAUUACAUUGGCCCAGGGGGUCUGAAUUUGGCUUCUGGAUUUGUAACAACCCUUAAGUAUUAAAAAUGAGUGCUUCUGGGUAAACCAUGUGGCCUAGCAAGAGUGUUUUCACCCCAAUUCCUGCAGCAAUAUAUAUAUACUAGAAAUAUGUAUAGAGCUGUAGCUGUAUCUAUAGAUACAGUAGCCAUAGAGCUAUGAGCCUGUGCUUUGUGGCUUUGUGUAAUCUUGAGUGGCUCUGCUUUUUUAACUGAAUAUUGUGGUUUAAUAACAUCUCUUACAAGAAUUUAUAACUAUGGGCUGUGUGGUAAAAUGUGAUUUAGUUUUUUAGUUCUUGCAGUGUUAGGGAUUUAGUGUCAGGGUAAUGUUAGAACUGCCUCUUUUAAAGUUUACAAAGCUUCAUUAAGCUAUGAAAGUUGCUUUAGCGUCUUGGGAAUUAAGGUUAGGAGCUGAGGAAGAAAAACAAGCCAUGAAAACAGACUAAUAGAUUUUUAUUCCAGGUAGAUGAAAUAUAUAUGUUGAACUAGGCUCCACUUAAGUGAAUGUGUCAUCAUUGUCUCCAGCUACUUUUUUAAGCAUAUCAUUUUCAUGUUUAGAGAAGAUAGGAGAAUGAAAACUAAAAGUUUGUUGUCGUCUGCAAGUGUAGGUAACAUCAGGACAUACUGUGGAUGUUCCACUUAUCUUUCUUAUAUUUGAAACAUCAGUCUGAAUGUAACUUAGGUUCCAGUAACACUUUUCUCAUUCAUUUGGUCAUCAUAUAAAAAAAAUUCUUUUAAUCGACCUUUUAAUGUGGGUACUGCACCUUUAAUGAAACUUGGCCAUUUUUUAUUUUCAUUGGGCUUUAUUUUCAUAUACUCAAGAUGCUCUUUGAAUGUUUCUUUUAUUUGGGUGAUAGAUUUGAAGGUUAACAAUUGAACACUUAUUGUCACUAUCCAUAAUACCACUCAUAUCUUCAGUGAUGCUUUUUAAGACAAGAGGGAAAGAAAAAACACAUGAGAACUGGUUUCAUUUACCUUUCAUCUGUUUGUGUUUGAGAAUUCUUUGGGUAACUAUAAGUACACUCCCUUCCUGCCCAUUAACCUCCAAGAACAUGAGCAUUGUUACAAAACAAAUAACAAAAAGCAAAGGAAUUAAAUAGAAACAUCUUCUAAAAGAUUAUUUUCUAAUCAGUUAGUAAAAAGUCAGAGAUGAUUGUUAUUUCACAAUCAAAAUCAAGGAAUUAAAUAUACUUAAUUGACCUCUUUUUCUGUAUUGAAUGAUUUGAUGAAUCUAUUGGAUUCUUGCAUUCUGGAAAACCAGAAUUAGUUCUUACAGGACAAGUUUACCUGUACAAAUUUAUUUUCUUAGAUUUUUUUAGUAUAGGCAGUUUUUUACUUAUGAAUGACAAAGCUAAAAGUGAUACAUAUGCACAAGUAGACACAUAUACAGCCUCUCUGAUUGCCGUGAAAUAUAUCAUGAACAAGCUUGGAAUUUUUAGAAAAGCUGUGGCUUCAAAAGAAUAAAGGAAGUUUUUAAAAGUAGAAAUGGCCUAGAGAAACUGCCCUGGAGGAAGAAGUCCCAAACAUAGUUGCCCUGUCGAUGACUACCCAACCCUUGGAAUAACUGACCAUGCUGCCUGAACUUUUUAUUUCAUUUUUACUCCUAAAAUGCCAGUGAUGAAAAUGAAUUUGAGUUAGCAAGCAGCUGCUUUUUUAAGCUACUAUGGGAAAACUGAAAGGUGAUGGUAUUGAGAGUUCCAUAAAGAUUGCUUCUUGCUAUACUUAGGAAUGGGAGGCUUCAUUGGGGGAUGGAAAAGGGAGGAGGCUGGAGUUGUGGGAACAUGGACUACUUUGGGGACAAAGGUAAAACACACGUGCAGAAACAGAAUCCACCCUAGAGUGUGAUGGUCAGCCACACUAUAGAGGAAAAGCACUGGAUCAGAAGCUUUUAGAAAGACCAUAACCCUAGAACAGGAAGGGACCCUUAAGGGCCAUCUGGAUCUUGAAGGGAAAACACGGAAGCCCUAAGGUAAAGUGACCUGCCUAAGGUCACAAAGGAGGUAGAAUAAGGGACAGACUCCCAACUUCAAUUCCACAGCCCACCUCUGCCUCCAAUCUUCAUGGACAUCAAAAGCCUGGAAAUUCAGACCUCAGCUCUGCCAUUUACUGGCUUAUGAUUUGGGACAAGUCACUUCCAUUCUCUAGGUCUCAGUAUCUUCAUCUAUAAAAUGAGGGAGCUGAACUAGAUGAUUUGUAAGUCCCCUUCUAGCUCUUAAUAUAUGAUCUCCAAGAGUCUUAUCUUAAUUCUACAAUAUUAAUCAAAGGCAGACAUUACUUUUGCAAAUUUUGCUUUGCCUAGGCCAAUUCUGCCUAGAAAAUGGAAGAGCAAACUCUUCUCCUUCCUUCUUGCUUGUCCCCUUUCCCUCUUUUUUUGUCUCCAUCCCAUACCUUGGGGGCUUUCUGCUCUCAAAAUACAGAACUCAGGCAAGUACUAUAUCUGCUGUGUUAUGUGUUAAAUGAGCAUUUAUGAGCUGGCCUGGAAACAAUUUGACCUUCUUUUAUAAAAACAACCACUGCCUUGUUAGAGACUGAUUUAAAAUUAAAAGAUCAUUAAUCAGUUUCUGCCCAAAAACAUUUCACUGAAGAAAAAAGGCCUUGUUUUAAGACAUCAGUUUCACACUCCUAAUUUUCAUAUUAUUGAUGCCCACCAGUGAUCUUUCUGGAAGUCUUAGGUAGUUGUACAUAUUUAGAAAUGGACAUUAAGUUUUAACCCAUUUUAUUAUGACCCAGGAAAUAAAUGUUCAUUAAAGUUCCCCCAGGGAAUAUUAUAAAUACAAAAUAAAGCCUAUUUAAUGUUUUUAAUCACCAAAAUGUAAUCAUCAAACAUUAUUAGAACAUUAACUUCAUAAUUCUUGUUUCAUUCAUCCUCAAGGUUAAAUAUAGACUCUCAUCAUUCAGUAAGCAUUUGUUGUAUGAGAUAAGUGCUUAUUGAAUGAAUAGCUUUGCACAUGAUUAUCAUCCAUAUAACAAACACUGUGGUGUUAUACUCGCCAUGGAAAGUGCUCUCUGAGAAACACCAGAUGUCUGUCUUUCAUAUUUGCACGGCUUUUCACUAUCUGCUAAUCUGCUUUAUCAUCUUUGUUGCUGUAAGCACCUUGAUGCUCAUAUUCACAGUUUAGUAUUUUUUAAGUUACUCAAGGGAUGAAGAAGGCUCCUUAUCUAUACAGUUGGCUAGAUUGGAGGAUAAAGGACAUGACUGUAUUAGGUAUGUAUGUCUCCUUUUUCUUUUUCUUU